Messenger RNA from Ectocarpus siliculosus, 1761 nucleotides. The record is from the annotation of a GenBank genome assembly. Lineage: Eukaryota; Phaeophyceae; Ectocarpales; Ectocarpaceae.
AUGAACCCCUUGACGAGGGCCGAGGGCGACGACGUCAACAGCCCCAUCGACCCCGCCUACCCGGGGCGCUACUACGUCAACCCCCCGUGCCACGUCACGGAGCACCCGGAGGCCCUGCCCGACGGGGCGCAGGAGGGGUACGUGAUCAACAUGCAGUACCAGCUCCCGGAGGGACUGACGUGCGACCACUGCGUUCUUCAGAUGGUUCACUACACCGGCAACACCUGCAAGCACGUGGGUUACGACGACUUCGAGCCCGAGUCUUGGCCCAGCCAGUGCGCCCCGACCAAGGCGGAGUGGAUCAACACCGACCACUGGAUGUGCGGUAUGGCCGGCGCCUACCCGGAAGAGCACUGGUCUUGCUCCGACAUCUCGAUCACGACCGACGGCCCCACCGAAGAAUCUCCGUCUCCCGUAGAACCCGACACCCCCCCUCCCGUGUCGACGGCCACCCCAGCCGCGACCCCCGCGCCGACAGAGGCCCUGGUUGCUAACGAGGGCGGCGGCGACGGCUUUUCGUUCUCCUACUCGUACGACUACGACGAAUCCGACGACGGGGGCUACGACUACGACGAAGUCUGUCUCACAUGCGAGCGGGCCUCGCUGUACAUGACCCCCGCUGACUGGGCGACCCUCGAGGACGAAGGCCUGGAGCUGGUCUGCGACCCGGACUGCCUGAUGGACGAAGCCCUCGAAGGCUGCGCGGCCUUCGGGCUGGGCACGGCGUGCCGCACCAUACCGUUGGUGGUCGAGCCGGUUUUCCCGGGCACGCCCGCCCCCGUGGGCGAGGCGUGCGCCAAGUUCAACGAGCAGUGCGGUGGGCAGCACUACACUGGCACCACUUGCUGCGAAGCCGGCCUAACCUGCAAGCACUGGACUGACUACUGGUCCAGCUGCCGGUACUAACAAGCCGGAGUUCGGACGCCCCUGUCCCCCAGAGCUAUUCUCGGCGUUUGAUUUUUCGGGGCGACGAGCACGGCUUCGGCGGUAUCGUACCGCCUCCCCGAUAGCAAACGCCAGUGAUAGGGCGGUGUUGAUGUGGCCUCAGCACGGAGGGACUGCAACGCGCGGUUGUUGCUCCAGCGAGGUGGCGAUCAAGAGGUUCCCAUGACAAGGAUGAUAUAUUUGCUCAAGCUAUAAAUAGGAAACAAUACGGCUUCGAGCCACGAUGUCUCCUGCUGGCCGUACCGAGCGGGGCCAAUGCCAAAAAACUCUGCUACUACAUAUGGAAGCUUGGUCGAACUCCAGAUGGCAAGCACCAAGGUCGACAACGCCACUGUUCGACCGUUCGGACGAGAGGCUGCGCCGGGUUUGCGUGUGCUGUAUGCGUUACAUAGUAUCCCAACGAAUGAUUGGAUCCUGGAAGAGUCAGGCUUACGUAGACUAGACACCACGAGUUUGAUUUGUCUUUUUUCAUUUCAUGUUGGCGCCUGACAGCACAAGCCGCGCAUAAUGCCGUUCGAGCAUUCUUGAUUCACACACCGCCACCAAACACAGACGAGCAUCACCUCUCCCGCCGCCAUUUCGUUUGCCCACUCCCCUUUCUUCCAAGGCACCCGUCCCCGAUGUAUUGUAUUUCUUGGUGGUCUUCUUGUUCUGUUUUUUUCCGGUUAUAGUCAUGUCUGCUGGUUGUCAAUUUGAAAGGUGGCUGUCGUAACUCUGUUUGUUCCGACUAGGGUGAACCUGGUCGUUACGCACGUACACCGUAAGCACGGAAGUAGUAGUGGUGCGGGGGACAAUGGUUUGUUUUGAAGUGGAACG